AUGGAUGUUUUAUCGAUUCCCACUUUUAAAAAUGACUCCUAUAUUGGUUUCGCGUCAUAAGUAACUCAUCUUUUUGCUGAAUUUCUGUAAUAUUUCUUAAUAUACGUGAAUCAUUCUUUAUUUUUGAUAGUAAUUUGUUUCUUUUGUUAGAAUAUAUGUUUCACAAGAAAUCGCAAAAACAAUCAAUGUAGUCUGAGGAUUGCGAUUAAUUAAUUCAAGUCUAAUCUGUAUUUCUUGGUAUACUAAAGAACUAAGUGAGUUUAUAAUGUGAUAAAGUAAACACCUUGCAAUAUUUUGACGCUAAAUUUCUAAAACUGACGCCUUCAAUUGAGUUACCAAACAUUUGCGCACUCUUAUUAUAAAGAUGUUGUGGUUUAUAUCAACAUUAGCAUUUCUAUCAAUUGCGUUAAGUGGUGCAAAUGGAGAAAAAAAAAUUGUUUGCUACUUCGGUAGUUGGUCAGUAUAUCGGCCGUCAAAUGGAAAGUUUGAUAUUGCCGAUAUCGAUCCAAACCUUUGUACACACUUAAUUUACACAUUUGUUGGACUCUCUGAGGACGCUAAUAUCAGAGUUUUAGAUUCAUGGCAAGACUUAGCUGAUAACUAUGGGAAAAAUGGGUUUGGUAGAUUAAAUGCUCUACGUCAAAAAAAUCCAAAUCUUAAAACUUUGGUUGCUAUCGGAGGAUGGAAUGAAGGAUCUACAAAAUACUCAAAUGUCUUCCGACAGUCGCAUUUAAGGACUGCAUUUGCAGAGAACGCAUUGAAAUUUGUCAAGAAACACGGUUUCAAUGGGUUGGACUUGGAUUGGGAGUAUCCUAAUCAACGUGGUGGAUCUGCUGAGGACGUCAACAGUUUUACAAUGCUCCUGAAAGAACUCAAAAAUAAAUUCACUCCCGAAGGAUAUCUUGUAAGUGUUGCUGUAGCUGCCACUGCAUCGUCUGCCGGUAAAUCGUACAACAUUAGAGAAAUGUCAAAAUAUGUUGAUUUCAUCAACGUAAUGGCUUACGAUCUACGUGGAUCUUGGGAUAGUUCUAAAAGAGUCGGAAUAAAUGCACCAUUCCGAUCAUCGUCUAAAGAAGACCAACAACUAGCUUCUUGGAAUAUUGAAGCUAUAGUAAAAUACUGGUUGGAUCAGGGAGCUUCUCCUGAAAAGAUAAUACUUGGAACCGCCUUUUACGGCAGAUCCUUCACUUUGGUAGAUCCGAAUAAACACAAUGUUGGUGACUCUUUCAGUGGUCCUGGAACAGCUGGAAAAUAUACCAGAGAAGCGGGUAUGUUGGGAUAUAAUGAAAUCUGUGAGCUCCAGAAAAAUGAUGGAUGGACAAUUGCAUUCGAUGAUGAACAAAAAGUUCCAUACUCUUACGGUGGUAAUCAAUGGGUCGGAUAUGAUGACGUGCGAUCGUUGGAAAUAAAGGCGGAAUAUGUAAUAAAAAUGGGAUUAGGAGGUGCAAUGUUAUGGAGUAUUGAAACAGAUGAUUUUAAAGGAAUUUGCGGAGAGAAAUACCCUCUUUUAAAGACGCUAAACAAUGUUUUGCGUAAAGGAUCAUCAAUGCCCACACAUCCAAUAAUUUCCCCAGAAACAACAACCCCCACUAUCUUACCAGUUACAGAUGAGUCAACUAUUACAAAACCAGUAGAAAUACCAACUACUCCUGCCAUUAGUGACGAUAUAUGCCACACUUCUGGAUACGUUCGAGAUCGCAUGGACUGCAGUAAAUUUUAUUAUUGCAAUUACAUCGGAGACAGAUAUCAAAUCUCCGGUUUUCAAUGUCCACCUGGAACAUUAUUUGACGAGUCACUUCAUGUCUGUAACUUUGAACAUUUAGUUAGCUGCUAAGAUAUUGAAAUAUGCAGAGUGGCUCCUAUGUACUAAAACUUCAAGCGACUUAUGUUCAAAAAUUAUUUUUCUGAUUAAAAUUAAGAACAUUUUUCACUUGUCGAGAAUAAUAACAAUAUGUGCUCAUCAUUACAUUAAUCAAAAUUGUAUGUGGUGCUCUUGAAAAUCAUCUUAAAAUUUAAAACGCAUUUUAAAUUAGCAGCUAAGAAAGUUUUUUAAAACGAUUAGAAAGAUUAUUAUACCUUUUGUAAAGUCAAUAUAAUUCUGGUAAUCGUUUUAAAAGAAAAGACUGAUUUUUAAGAGUAAGCGUAUAUUUAUUGAUAUUUUAAAGCCUAAUCAAAAAUACUGCCUAUCUGACUAUUGAAUACCCACCAAAUGUGCAAUUAUAUUGCAUUUUAUUGAAUAUAUUCAGAUUUAUGCAAAACUGUGCAGUUUGCUGCAAGUAUCAAUAUUUCCUAAAAAAUUCCAGAAGAUGCUUACCACAAGCUUGCCCAGUAAGCAAGGUAAUACAGCAAGUUUCCUGCAAACUUAAAGGUUAAUUGGAGGGCUAUCCAGAAUAUUAAAAAGAAGAAAGAAGAAGAAUAUUGUUAAAAAUUCAUAAUGACGCUUUGUAUUUACUGUUAAUUACUUAUAAUAGGCUUAAUGACCUUUAUGAAAAAGCUAAUUUUUUACAAAUAAAUUUAUUCAACUGUA
This is a messenger RNA of Leptopilina heterotoma, 2527 nucleotides long. RefSeq names its product chitinase-like protein 4. The coding region runs from base 365 to 1834 and encodes 489 amino acids. Gene Ontology annotation, biological process: chitin catabolic process; carbohydrate metabolic process. Gene Ontology annotation, molecular function: chitin binding; chitinase activity. NCBI's taxonomy places the organism in Eukaryota, Metazoa, Arthropoda, Insecta, Hymenoptera, Figitidae. Gene Ontology annotation, cellular component: extracellular region. The record is from RefSeq and is a predicted model, not a curated record. The transcript is spliced from 6 exons.